AUGUCACGCCAAGAGGAAAUACUGAAAGAUGGGCGGUUUAGCUGCAUUACUAGGGAUCCCAGGUUUUGGGAGAUGCCAGAAAAAGAACGUAAAAUCAAGAUUGACAAACGAUUCCGAGCUAUGUUUCAUGACAAGAAGUUUAAGCUGAAAUAUACAGUGGAUAAAAGAGGUCGCCCUGUUAGCUAUACUUCUACAGAGAACCUCAGGAAAUUUUAUGCCCUGUCGGAAUCUGACUCUGAUCUUUCAGAAAAUGAUAGUAAAGAACAUACUGAAAAGAUAAAAAAGAAAAAGAAAGCUAAACCUAAAGGUGAAGCAGAUUCUGCAAGACUACUUGCCGAUGGUCUCCCUAAGGAAGAGAGCAAAAUAAAAAAUCAAGGAGGGGACCAAACUUGUGAAGCGGUGUCAAAACUAGAUAGCCUUAAAAAUGAAGGACAAAAAAUUACAUCUAAAUUCAACUUGAAAGAGGACUCUAAGAAAAAUGCAGCAGAAAUUAAUCACACUCAGGGAAACAAGGGCUUUUCACACAAAGGCAAAAACAAGCAAGGAAAUGCAUCAGGAGGAAGAUCAAUUUCAAUUCAGACCAAGCAAAAGUCUUUGCAACCAAGUGGUACUAAAUCAGUUAAAGGUCCCAGAAGGGAUUAUUCCCUAGGAGGAAAAAUAAAAGAACCAGUGACUGUUUGCACAGACACCUGUGAUCAACGUGAUGUCAGUAAAAGCCAAUUAGAGGAAGACAUUUUUGCAAGGGAUGAUUUUGAGUAUGCAGAAUCGGAAGAAGAGGAGCCAGAAGAUGAUGGAGAAACAGGCGAGGAAGAGGAGCCAGAAGAUGACAGGGAAACAGGCGACGAUGAAAAGCCAGGAGAGGAUGAGGAAACAGGCGAAGAAGACAGUGAUUCAGAUGAUGAAGAAAGUGAUAGUGGGCCUGAUUUAGCUAGAGGCAUAGGGAACAUUGAAACGAGCUCAGAGGAUGAUGAGGAUUUUAAUGAACUGUUUCCAAAGGAGCCAGAGAUAGAGCAUUCAUGGCGUGAGUUAGAUAAAGAUGCCCCUCGUGGAGAUGAGAUUACAAGUAGAUUGGCAGUUUGUAAUAUGGAUUGGGAUAGAUUGAAAGCUAAGGACUUGCUGGCUCUAUUUAAUUCUUUCACACCCAAGGGAGGAACGGUAUUUUCUGUUAAGAUUUAUCCUUCAGAGUUUGGAAAAGAGAGGUUGAAAGAGGAAGAACAAAAAGGACCUGUGGAACUAUUUGAUCUUUCAGAGAAUACCACAGAGAAUGACAGGCUUUAUAGGGAAAAACUGCGCGAGUAUCAAUUUAAACGACUGAAAUACUUCUACGCAGUUGUCGAAUGUGAUUCUCCUGCAACAGCCAAUAAAAUUUAUGAAGAAUGUGAUGGACUGGAAUUUGAAAGUAGCUGUUCUUUCAUAGACCUGAGAUUUAUUCCAGAUAAUGUUACAUUUGAUGAGAAUCCAAAAGAUGUAGCCUCAGAAGUGAAUGUAGCUGCAUACAAGCCAAAGUACUUCACAUCUGCUGCCAUGGGAACAUCAAAGGUAGAUAUCACAUGGGAUGAGACAGAUCAUGAACGAGUAAUGUCGCUUAGCAGAACUUUUAACAAAGAGGAACUUCUUGACCUGGAUUUUCAAGCUUAUUUGGCUUCGUCCAGUGGAGAAGAGGAGGAGGAAGAACAGCAGCAAG
Mesitornis unicolor (brown roatelo) is the source of this 1684-nucleotide messenger RNA. RefSeq names its product ESF1, nucleolar pre-rRNA processing protein, homolog (S. cerevisiae) (gene ESF1). The annotation marks the transcript as partial. NCBI's taxonomy places the organism in Eukaryota, Metazoa, Chordata, Aves, Mesitornithiformes, Mesitornithidae. Gene Ontology annotation, molecular function: RNA binding. The transcript is spliced from 7 exons. Gene Ontology annotation, biological process: rRNA processing. The record is from RefSeq and is a predicted model, not a curated record.